UUAAUGAAAACAAACAUUUUCUUUUUGGUCUUAAUUUAGGGUGUGGCAUAAUGUUAGCAAUGUGGUUAGCGUUAAGGUUGAAAUCUAAUUUUAAGAAGAUAAAUUGUGGGAAUGGGUGGGGUUUAUGACUUUGUGGCUGUGGUAACUAGUGACGACCGACUGCGUUGGACGCGUCUUCAACAACACCGCUAAAUCAUCUCUGUAGCUUGUUAGCCAACAUGAAAUACAAACAUUGAAGCUCUGUAGACCAUUUUUGUGUAGCUACACGAAUCUCGGUGAUUUAAACACAGUUCUUUUAACGUUUCUACUAGUUCAAUUAAACGUGAUUUGCUUGCUAAAUUUGCACAUGUGUUACCGGGCCUAGCAUUAGGGUAGUCGCUAAUGCUAACUAGCUAACAUCCCUGACAAUAAGUUCACUAAGCUACUCUCCCCCUGCUAAUGAAGAUGAGGUCUGCUGGGCGGAGAAAGCAGCUCUGGGGAUGAACAUUGUCAUUAAAGAAGAAGAGGAGGAUAUUACAGUGAUAGGAACGGAAGAAGCUUGUCGAAUUAAAACAGAGGAAGUGGGGAUAGAGGCUGUCACAGUGGAAGAAGAGGUAGAAGCUUUCAGAAUAAAAAAGGAGAUGGCUUCCUCUAUCACAUUGAAAGAAGAGCCUUUUGGAGUGAAGGAGGAGUCAAUAACAUUGAAAGAAGAGAAACCUUUUGGGGUGAAAGAGGAGGAGGAGGAGGAGGAGACAGAAGAUCCGGUUAACACUGAUCCAAAAACGAGGCAAUAUGCAGUUUCCUGGCCCUCCCAGAGCUCUACAGUGAAGGAGGACAUCAGAAAGAUACAGGAAGAAGCUAAUGUGACACCUGUGAGUCCCAGACAGUUUGGUGGUGAUGACGAUGCUAUUCACUGCGACCAAGAAUGGGACGUGAAAGACAAGGAUUGGUUUCCUAGCAACAGGCUGAAGGCGGAGUUGGCUCCAGAGAGCCACACCCCAGAGCAGAGGGGGAGUGGUGACAUGUCUUUCCCUCUCCCAGAGGCCCCAGGUCGUGCCUCUCCCACUGUUGCCUCUCCCACUGUUGCCUUACUGUGGGGUCUGAAGAGGGUGUCUGUGCGGCUGGUCGACUGCAGGAAAACACCGGGUCUGCGUGGAACUGUGAGAGGAGGAGAAGAGGGAGAUUCAGAUUCAACAGGUGAAAGACCAGACUCAGAGGAACCAGAGCCAGAGACAUCCAAACCAGUAAGACAACACCACUGCUCCCAAUGUGGAAAGAGUUUUACCCGGUUAGGGUCCUUGAAAAGGCAUGAAGGAAUACACGCAGGAGAGGAGACUUACCACUGCUCCCAGUGUGGAAAGAGUUUUACCAGGUUAUUUAGCCUGAAACGACAUGAGAUGAUACACACAGGAGAAAAGCCUUUCCACUGCUCCCAAUGUGGAAAGAGUUUUACCCGGUUAUGGCACCUGCAAAUGGAUGAGAGAAGGCACAGAGGAGAGAAGCCUUUCCGCUGCUCCGAUUGUGGAAAGAGUUUUACCCAAUUAGGGAGCCUGAAAGAACAUGAGAGAAUGCACACAGGAGAAAAGCCCUUCCACUGCUCACUUUGCGGAAAGCGUUUUACCCAUUUAGGAAGCCUGAAAGGACAUGAGAGCAUGCACAGAGGAGAAAAGCCCUUCCACUGCUCACAUUGUGGAAAGCGUUUUACCCGGUUGGGGCACCUGAAAACACACGAGAGAAUUCACACAGGAGAAAAGCCCUUCCACUGCUCCCUGUGUGGGAAGAGUUUUACUCAGUUAGGGGGCCUGACAAAACAUAAGAUAUUACACAAAGGAGAGAAGAAUUUCCACUGCUCUCUGUGUGGAAAGAGUUUUAUCCAGUUAUGGGGCCUGAAAACACAUGAGUGGACACACAUAAAAGAGAAGCCUCACCCCUGUUCACAGUGUGGAAAGAGUUUCACACAGUCAAGAUACCUGAAAAAACAUGAGCUGACACACUCCGCAGAGAAGCCUUGAAAGAAUCCACAUGGCAGAGAAAUAUAUAUUGGAAAGAUAUUUACCUAGUUAGGGAACCUGAAAGACCACAAGGUAACAGACACAGGGGAAAUGCCUUACCACUGCUCCCAGUGUGGAAAGAGAUAUUUAACAAUAAUACAUCAGUUAAUUAAUGAGUUAACACAUACAGUGCUCCAACACUUGUCUCAUAUUUUUUGACUGACUGUUUAUGCCACACGAAAUCAAAUUGUACAAAGUGAACUCAAUGUUUUUUUUUUUUUACAUGAAUUGGACAUAUACCUGUUUCAGUAUAGAGUAGGUCCGUUGUAAUGCUUUUUAAAUAAAUUAUAACUUUUUAGAACUCUGUCUUUGUGUAUUUUCUCUGUGUGUUAAUCAAGUGCUAUCUAUUUACAUGUGCUAUAUUUCCUCUUGUGUUUGCAUUGUGUAUGUGUGUGUGUGAAAAAAUAAACUAAUGUACAGACUGA
Molecule: messenger RNA, 2455 nt
Organism: Oncorhynchus mykiss (rainbow trout)
Lineage: Eukaryota; Metazoa; Chordata; Actinopteri; Salmoniformes; Salmonidae
Biological process (GO): regulation of transcription by RNA polymerase II
Cellular component (GO): nucleoplasm
Molecular function (GO): DNA-binding transcription repressor activity, RNA polymerase II-specific; RNA polymerase II cis-regulatory region sequence-specific DNA binding
Source: RefSeq, a predicted model, not a curated record